Bipolaris victoriae FI3 is the source of this 1167-nucleotide messenger RNA. RefSeq lists its product as hypothetical. NCBI's taxonomy places the organism in Eukaryota, Fungi, Ascomycota, Dothideomycetes, Pleosporales, Pleosporaceae. The coding region runs from base 1 to 1167 and encodes 388 amino acids. The transcript has 4 exons. The record is from RefSeq and is a predicted model, not a curated record.
AUGUAUUUACGCCCAGGAUUCGUCGUGGUGAUCGUUGGGGGAGUUCUGACAACAAUAUCAACAAUUGUCGUGGCACUCCGAUAUUACUGCCGGUACUUUCUUGUCGGAUCGCUCAGCGCAAGCGACCAUCUCAUGUUGGUCUCGCUAGUCGUUGCAUGGGGAACUUUCAUAAUCAACUACUACCAAGAUGUGACGAGCAGUGGCUAUCGACCCUCAUACCUCCGUAGACCUGACAAAAGGCCAGAGAUCGAGGGCUACGUGCUGGGAGUGCUCAUCUCCUGGUGGGCCUACCGGUUCGUCUACGUUAUAGGACUUGGCUUCGUUAAGCUCAGUAUCCUCUUUUUCUACCGCUCCAUUGCUGCCAACGUCACCUUUCGCCGAACCGUGUAUGGCAUGAUGGGGUUUGUGGUGAUGUACACAUUUUCUGCGACCAUUGCCGCAAUCUUCCAAUGCCAGAAUCCAGCGAGCGCUUGGUCCACCACAAAUUACUUUGCACAAUUCGACCCCACCAUCCAGAGAGAGCCUGCUGUAUGCUGGGAUCCAGUUCCGCUCUGGGUUUUUUCGUCGGCGUGCAACCUACUCACCGAUAUCAUCCUCCUGUUGAUGCCACUGCCGACGCUGUUGAGUCUCCGGAUACCAAUGGGCAAACGACUUGCAUUGAUUGGCAUAUUUUCCGUGGGAUUGAUGGCUAUUGUUGCGUCUUCAGUACGCAUGUGGGUCAUGUACAUGUGGGCUGAGUCUCCUUACAACUCUGCGCGCUACGGCGCGGAUCUGCUCCUGUGGGGCCAGGUUGAGACCAACAGUGGCAUUAUAUCUGCCUCUGUACCAUUUCUCCGUCUUCUCUUCCGCAACAAGGAAAAGAAGCCACAACAGAACGGCACGCCACCGAAGAUUUACGCGACUCCGCCAGAAGCCCGGCCACCAACGCCGCCAAAGGACGACGAGUACAGUCCACGCCAAGUGCCGGAUGUGGAGAUGUGGCCACUUGCAAACGAGAAGGGCCUUGACAGAGGAGAGUCUGUUGGUUUUAUCACAAUACACGAAAGAUCGACGAUAGCAAGAGAGUCGAAUUGGGGCCCGUUCGUCACAAUACCAGAGAGCUUGAGCUCGGAUGGCAAGGAUAGUCCACAUCUGGGACCUCCGUUUUCGCCGCAUAAGACGGCGUGA